This is a messenger RNA of Candidula unifasciata, 1497 nucleotides long. NCBI's taxonomy places the organism in Eukaryota, Metazoa, Mollusca, Gastropoda, Stylommatophora, Geomitridae. The record is from the annotation of a GenBank genome assembly.
AUGAGCCAAGGACAAAAUAUGCAGGGGCAUGCUGGAGUCCCUUAUCUUGGAAGCAAGAUCAGCUUGAUAUCGAAAGCAGAAAUCCGGUACGAAGGCACACUCUAUACGAUUGAUCCCAAGGAGGCGACAGUUGCUUUAGCUAAAGUUCGAUCUUUUGGUACGGAGGACAGGCCAACAGACAGACCUCUGCCAGCGAGAAAUGAAAUUUUUGAAUUCAUCAUAUUCCGUGGCCAUGACAUUAAAGACCUUCAUGUGUGUGAGCCUCCCCCACCACAGCCAACCGAAGGUGUCCCUUUGGAUCCAGCAAUUGUUAAGUCAUCACAGCCACCUCCCGGACCUGCUGGAGCAGCAUACACAGAUGCACCUCCUCGCUUCCAGUCGAGGCAGGUGUACCAACCUUUUGUUCAGCCGGUAUACUUUACCCAGCAGCCACCAGCACCAGGAUUUUCUAUGCAACCUUCGCAAGACCAGGUCCAUCAGCACAGCUCCACAAGUGAAUCCUCACCAAGGAUGGGUCAGUCAACGGAACAGCUGAAUCAGGCCCCUGUUAUGCCAGCCUUCGGUGCAGGAUCCGUCGCUGAUUCAGUCAACUCCACACCGCCAUUGAGCAGAAAAUCUCCAGCGUCCGAUCAGGGUCUUCAACCCCGGUCUGACAGCCCAGAAUACAUCUCAUAUAAUCGCCAGUACAGCAACAAGCAGUCUUACCAGCGGCACCCCCAGCAGCAGCAGUACCUGCACCAGCAUGAUCAGGGAGGGAGGAGAGGAGGUGCAGGAUUUGUCCAGAAUAACUUUGGGAAUUAUCGGGACAGAGGGGAGAGGGAACAGUCUUCUUAUUCCAGAGAGAGGAUAAGUAACAGAGAAUCCAUGGGAGGGGCGCCACCUCGUGGGCGAGGCCGGGGAAGACCGUCUCACAGUCGAGGCCGGCGUGGGUACAGAUCAUCAGGGCCGUUGAAAUUUGACACUGAGUUUGACUUUGAGACUUCCAACGCUCAGUUUGCCAAGGAUGCCGUGGAGCUGGAGCUGAAGAAUCUUUCGCUGAAUGAUAAAUCUGUAAAUGGUGAUAGAGGAGAGGAAGAACCUGAUGUUGAGGACGACGAGUUAGGUGAGGUUGAUGAAGACGAGCCAGUCUUCUACGACAAAACAAAGUCAUUCUUUGACAACAUUAGCUGUGAGGGCACAGAGAGGUCUAAAGGGCAGCGACAUUCUUGGAAAGAGGAACGUAAGCUGAACAGCGAAACAUUUGGGGUUUCACAAAACUUUCGCCGCAACUACCGUGGCAGGGGUAACUGGAGAGGUGGCAACAUGCAUGGCGGAAGGCAAGGGGGGCGUGGGAGAGGAGGUGGAGGCGGGCGUGGUGGCUACAGAGAUGGUGACGGCUAUGGCAGAGGAAGGGGCGGAUAUUACAGAGAGGAUGAUGGUUAUCACAGGGAUAGGGGCAGCUACGGUCGAGAAGGCGGUGGAUAUCACCGAGGUGGUGGCGGCGGUUACAGUCAAGAU